This is a messenger RNA of Tetrahymena thermophila SB210, 1542 nucleotides long. Its product is annotated as peptidase M16 inactive domain protein. Gene Ontology annotation, molecular function: metal ion binding. The transcript has 8 exons. NCBI's taxonomy places the organism in Eukaryota, Ciliophora, Oligohymenophorea, Hymenostomatida, Tetrahymenidae. The record is from RefSeq and is a predicted model, not a curated record. Gene Ontology annotation, cellular component: mitochondrion.
AUGUUCGGCAGAAUUAGCUAAAGAAUUUCCAAGUUAGCUAGAUUACAAAGAGCUUUCUCCACCCUCUAAAAGCAAGCUUAGAGCAACGUUGUCAAGAGCGAAAGACUCCAAUUCAGCAAGGCUCGUUUGACUGACUUCGGUGAACUCCCUCAAGGAGAAAUUCCCACUGCUCUUCAAUACGAUAGACCUUGCAGAGUUGAAACCUUAGCUAACGGAGUUAGACUUGCUGUUGAACCUUCUUCCGUUUCUCCUCUCGCUGCAGUCUCUGUUGUUGUUAGAGCUGGUACUAGACAAGAAACAUUAGAAACCUCAGGUGUUGCCCAAUUUGUCCAAAGACUCGUUCUUAGAGGUACUUCUAAGAGAAACAGAGAAUAAAUUGAAAAGGAACUCGCCCUUUUGGGUGGUAACUUGAAGGUCUAAGUUGGCAGAGAAACCACUACUUAUACUUUGAGCGUUUUACCCGAAAACGUUGAAAAGGCUGUUGACUUCCUCGGUGAUAUUUUAUAAAACUCUGUCUUCAACAAGCAAUAAGUUGAAGCUGAAAAGGAAGCUGUUUAUAACAAUGCCCUCAGCGCUCAAAACGAUCAAUAAGGUCUCCUCCUUGAAAAUAUUCACUUCACUGCUUACAGAGAUCACUACUUCGGUCAACCUACUCACGGUAUCAGAGAAAACCUUCACAACAUCACUGAUGAAGUUGUUAAAAACUUCGUCAAGACUAACUAUGUUGGUUCCAACUUUGUUGUUGCUGCUGCUGGUAAUGUUAACUCUCAAGCUUUCCUCCAAGCUGCUGAAAAGGCAUUCGGAACCGUCGCUUAAAAGGAUGCCACUACUUUUGUUCCCAACACUGAAAAGCCCUACUUCACUCCCUCUUAUAUGACCAUCAGAGACGAUGAAAUGCACAACUUAAACGUUGGUGUCUUCUUCGAAGCUCCUAGCUGGACUGAUCCCGAUUUCUUCACUAUUAAUUUCUUCUAAAGAAUCUUAGGUGAAUAUCAAGCUGAUAAAUAUACUGGCCAACACUUGAACACCUCUGACAGAUAAUACUCUUUAAUUCACAAGGAAUUAGGUAACUUACCUGACGUCACCAUCCAUAAAACUCACUAUUUACCUUACUCUGAUACUGGUCUUUUCGGUUCUUACUUCUAUGGUAAUGAAAUUUUCGGCAACCAAAUGUUAUUCUUAUCUCAAAUGAUUCUCUCUGAAUACGCUUCUUACAUUAACUAAGCUGAAAUCUACAGAGCUAGAGCCAAAUACUUCAACGAACUCCUUGCUGAAUAAAACUCUGCUGAUAUUGCUUCUUCUAUUGCUACCUAAGUCACCUACUUGAACAGAAGAGUUCCUAGAUCUGAAGUUGCUAAGAGAAUUUCUAGCCUCGACAGUGGUUUAAUUAAUAGAGCUGCCACCAGAUGGUUCUGGGAUAAGGAACUUGCUAUCGUUACUUGGGGUCCUUCUCACGGUUUAAUUGCUGGUUCUCACUAUAACAGAAGUAUUAAGAGAUCUACCCUCGGAUGGUACGGUAACACUCACUACUACAUUGUCUGA